AUGGUCAAGAGAAGAAUGAAAAAUAUAGCACGCCAAUUCAAACGAAAGAGCUCCCGCAUAUCGACUGGAGGACCCGACACAUCUUCAAGACCGGCUUCAGGAAGAUCUUCGGCCAGAAGAAUCUUUCACGCUGCUCUUCAGCAGGGAACAUUGACAGGGAAUGUUCUUGAUCUUAUUAUGGACAAAGUCACUUGGGCAUGGCUCGAAAGGUUAAAUGCUCUACUUCAUAAAAUAAUUUCAAUUGAAAUGGCCCUUGAGAUGAUAGAAGCCGACGAGGGCCAUUGGGAAACCUUACUCCUCCAGCAGUUUGUGUUGCGAACAGCCGACUUACUCCACAAGCACGGAAUUAUACCUUUAGGACACCUUAAGACUUUCCUCAGGAUGAAGGACACCAUGCGAUUUGCUUCCAUCAAUGUGCUUGAGAACUGGAAGAUACUAUCUUGUCUAUCAAAUCAGUACUGGAGAUGUUUCACUGGCUUCUGUUAUUCAAGACCGUUCAUUGAGAUAGUUAAUGAAGGUAAAGGAAAGGCUGUCGCGACCCAAUAA
Puccinia graminis f. sp. tritici CRL 75-36-700-3 is the source of this 546-nucleotide messenger RNA. RefSeq lists its product as uncharacterized. Bases 1 to 546 code for a protein of 181 amino acids. The record is from RefSeq and is a predicted model, not a curated record. The transcript has 2 exons. Lineage: Eukaryota; Fungi; Basidiomycota; Pucciniomycetes; Pucciniales; Pucciniaceae.